GCAUCCCGGGUUCAUUGACUUCAUCCAAAGGAACUGGGACGAUGAUCAUCAAGCAAACAUUACAGUGCUUGAAGAAAAAGCGAAUCAUCGGACCUUUCACCGGAUUCCGAAGCAUUCACGUGGAUAAGAAAGUUGCAGGCUGUGCAGCGACGGAGAAGGUUGACUGCGUCGUGAUCGGGGCAGGAGUUGUAGGCUUAGCAGUGGCAAGAGAGUUAGCCUCAAGAGGGAAGGAGGUCUUGGUCCUCGAUUCCGCCUCCACCUUCGGAACCGGCACCAGUUCCCGAAACAGCGAGGUUAUUCAUGCCGGCAUCUACUAUCCUCUUAAUUCACUCAAGGCGUUGCUUUGUGUGAGAGGAAGGGAAUUGUUGUACAAGUAUUGCUCCGAAUAUGGGGUUCCUCAUAAACAGAUUGGUAAGCUUAUUGUGGCUACUAGGCCGUCGGAGAUUCCCAAAUUAAAUCAUUUGAUGCAAUGUGGAACUAAAAAUGGGGUUCUGGACUUGAGGAUGCUGGAAGGCUUUGAAGCAAUGAGGAUGGAACCUGAACUGCAGUGUGUGAAAGCCUUGCUAUCACCCGUUACUGGGAUUGUCGAUUCCCAUUCUCUAAUGCUAUCUUUAGUGGGAGAUGCGGAAAGUCACAGGACAUCUUUCUGUUACAAUACUACUGUGAUUGGUGGUCAUGUCGAAGGAGAUUCUGUGCACCUUUACAUUUCUAAGAACAAAGAUCUUGAGAACUGGGAUGGGAAUUUUCCAUUGGACCUAGAGCUUGUCCUUGUUCCUAGGCUUGUCGUGAAUUCUUCAGGAUUGAGUGCUAUGGCUCUUGCAAAGAGAUUUCAUGGUCUAGAUAGUGCUGCAAUUCCUCCUGCAUAUUAUGCUCGUGGAUGCUAUUUCACUUUAUCAAAUACUAGAAGCCCUCCUUUUAAACGUUUGAUAUACCCUUUACCUGAGGAUGGUGGCAUUGGAGUGCAUGUCACUUUGGAUUUGGAUGGCCAGGUCAAAUUCGGACCUGAUGUUGAAUGGAUCGAUGGUAUUGAUGACAUAUCAAGCUUCCUAGACAAGUAUGACUAUACUGUAAAUGCCAAUCGUGCAGAAAGAUUUUACUUGGAGAUAAGGAAGUACUUCCCAAAUCUCAAGGAUAAAUCUCUGGAACCAGGUUAUGCUGGUAUCCGACCAAAAAUUUGUGGUCGAGGACAGUCUCCGACUGACUUUCUGAUCCAGGGAGAGGAUGUUCAUGGCGUGCCGGGUCUCGUAAACCUGUUUGGAAUUGAGUCCCCUGGUCUGACAUGUAGCAUGGCAAUUGCAGAAUACAUAGCCAACAGAUUCUUGAGAUAGAGACGUAGAUUCCAGGAACAGGUGCUUGGAUUAUAAACAGUUUUGAUCAUCACAUGAAUAUUUUCCGUAAGCUGCGGCUAUUCCAAUUCCAGAAGUGAAUGCUAUAAGCAUCCUCAUCAUAAACAGUUUUCUUUUCUUUUAAGCAUGUACAGUUUAUUUGUUUUUCAUCACAUCAGUUUCCACCCAACAUGAUGAUAUCUUUGCAACAUCUGCAACAUAAAUCAUACGCAGAAGUGGAGAAUUUCGUCAAA
Molecule: messenger RNA, 1579 nt
Organism: Tripterygium wilfordii
Lineage: Eukaryota; Viridiplantae; Streptophyta; Magnoliopsida; Celastrales; Celastraceae
Product: L-2-hydroxyglutarate dehydrogenase, mitochondrial
Exons: 5
Coding region: 42-1328 (428 amino acids)
Cellular component (GO): mitochondrion
Molecular function (GO): (S)-2-hydroxy-acid oxidase activity; (S)-2-hydroxyglutarate dehydrogenase activity
Source: RefSeq, a predicted model, not a curated record